Hydractinia symbiolongicarpus is the source of this 1526-nucleotide messenger RNA. RefSeq names its product queuine tRNA-ribosyltransferase catalytic subunit 1-like. The record is from RefSeq and is a predicted model, not a curated record. The transcript has 9 exons. Gene Ontology annotation, cellular component: cytosol. Bases 134 to 1315 code for a protein of 393 amino acids. NCBI's taxonomy places the organism in Eukaryota, Metazoa, Cnidaria, Hydrozoa, Anthoathecata, Hydractiniidae. Gene Ontology annotation, molecular function: tRNA-guanosine(34) queuine transglycosylase activity.
AUGCUCAUUCAACUACGGCAAAAAUAUGCUGGAUGAGCUACGAGCACGAGUCAAGCACAUGGGCAGAAAAUAUCAUUUCCGUGGUGAACAGUGAAAGAUUAAAAAUAUUAGAAAUUGAUCCACAUUUUGAAUUAUGGCGGACUGGCCACUUGAGUUUGUGGUUUUGGCCAAAUGCUCUAAGAGUAGAGCAAAAACAUCAAUUGUUAAACUUCCUCAUUUUGAUGUGCAGACACCAAUGUUUAUGCCAGUAGGAACUCAAGGUACUAUGAAGGGAAUGACAUGUGAUCAGCUCAGAGAAUUGGACUGUCAAAUUAUACUUGCAAACACGUAUCAUCUUGGGAUGAGACCCGGUGUGGAGCUACUGAAUAUUGUUGGGCGAUUACAUAAAUUUAUGGAUUGGGACAGAGCAUUAUUGACGGACAGUGGUGGGUUUCAAAUGGUUUCACUUAUCGAACUCUCUGAAGUCACUGAGAAGGGGGUAAAAUUUCGCUCACCAUACGAUAACAGAGAUAUUAUGCUAACGCCCGAGAAAUCAAUGGAGAUUCAGAAUGCAAUUGGUGCUGACAUAAUGAUGCAGUUGGACGAUGUUGUUGAUGUAAAAAUUACUGGCCCUCGUGUGGAAGAAGCCAUGCAUAGAUCUAUUAGAUGGUUAGAUCGAUGUAUUCAAGGCCACAAGAGAAAGGAGCAUCAAAAUUUGUUUCCAAUAAUUCAAGGUGGAUUGAACUUGUCACUACGAACUGCUUGUAUUGAAGAAAUGGUUAAACGAAACCUUCCUGGUUACGCAAUCGGAGGUUUGAGUGGUGGAGAAGAGAAGGAUGAGUUUUGGAAAGUAGUGCAUCACUGUACAGGACUGUUACCGAAAGACAAACCUAUCUAUGUGAUGGGUGUGGGAUAUGCUGUCGAUUUAGUUGUUUGUUCAGCUCUUGGUGCUGACAUGUUUGACUGUGUGUACCCAACGCGAACAGCGAGAUUCGGUACAGCGCUUGUUCCAACUGGUCAGCUGCAUUUAAAAGCGAAUCAAUACGCGACAGAUUUUUCUCCAAUCGAUGACAAAUGCAGAUGUUCAACAUGUCAACGAUACACUAGAGCUUUUAUACACAGUUUGAUUGGAAAAGAAUCUGUAGGUUGUCAUCUGAUCACUGUACAUAAUAUCAAAUAUCAGAUGAAUUUAAUGGCUGAACUUCGUCAAAGUAUUAAAGAUGAUUGUUUUGAAGAAUUUGUUCAAACUUUUAUGUUGAUGUUGUUUCCUAAUAAAAACUAUCCUCAAUGGACAGUAGAAGCUUUUAAAGCUGUUAAUAUUGAGCUGAUAACUUGACGUCCCUUCUCUUCGAAUACAAUGGUGCAAGAUACGUUCCAGAUACAUUGUUUGGCGAAUUUGAUAUUUUGUGAGAUAUUCUAUGAAGACAUUAUAAAGUAGUAAAGUGAAAUUGAUGGUUCAUCAUAUUUAAGAAAAAACAUGAUUUUGCUGAACGUGGAUUUUUAACGUAAGCAGAUAAAUUAGGGUGGGAAAUAAAUUAUAAGUGGUA